UCCAAAUUGAUUUGGAGAGGGAGGUUCAAACUUUGGGCUUCAAAGUCCUACUAUCUGUUGAGGAUCAUGAAAGCUGUGCCCACACUAGGGUCACUAGGGUGCCCAUAGAGAUGAUCCCUCCUCCCAGAUCAUCCAGCCUCCCCAGGCAGAGACUUCACCCCUGGGGAGCACAAGAGAAGGCAGAAACCAGCACAACCCACCUGCCUCAGCCAAGUGUCUUCACUGCCAAAAAUCGUCCUUCUCUUGAAGGAAAUGAACAGCAAAAAGCCUUUCUUCCCCUUUUGAGAAACAACCAACUUUCUGAGUGCUUCCUAGCCCCUGGCAGCCCACAGUGCUUCUCAGCAGCUCUCUACCUGUCUUCAUUUCUUUGAAGACAACUUGCCACAAAACUUUCAUCAGCAACAGGAAAAAAAACCACCAGGGAAUAGUUUGGAGUGAUUUAAGGGCAAGUAUGAAUAUACAGAAUAAGAACCUCUCUCUGUUUCUUGUAGAACAGUAGGAAAAAGGCAUGGAAGUGCAACAGAGAGAAGAAAGUCUAAGCAACCUUUUUUUUUUGUUGUUGUGGGAGAUGGUAGUGAACAAACCUACCCACUACGAAGAGGUUUUUCCAGGAAGUGUAGGUUGCUGCAACCUGUAUCCCUUGAGCAGUGGGCGCUCGCACAACAGUUCUCAUGCUACUUGCAAGCAGCUCAUUUGAAGGAGCCCCAGCCAAGUGCAAGGAGGAUGAAUGAACCCUACAGCCCUGAGACACCCCGACCCAUCAGCAGCACCUCACCUGGCACCAUGAAGAUGUUCAUGGGCUUCCUCACCGUAUUUAUUGUCGCACAGAUGAUCGGGACCGUGCUCUUCUGUUUAUAUCUUCACAUGAAGAUGGAUAAGAUGGAAGAGACGUUGAGCUUAGAUGAAGAUUACAUCUUCCUGAGGAAAGUACAGAAAUGUCGGACGCCAGAAGGUCAGAAGUCGACAUUACUGGACUGUGAACAGAUUUUAAAGGGUUUCCAGAAUCUCCAGUACAAGGACGGAGCCAUCGAGGAGCAGCCCAAGUAUGACAUGCAGAGAGGUCAUGAGCACCAUGAACAUCCCCAUUUGACACACAAGAAUGAGACGUCUGUGGCAGCAGAGAAGAGGCAGCCAAUUGCAGUCCACCUGGCAGUUCAGCAGAGCAACAAUGCAGGCUCAGUGCUACAGUGGCAGGAGACCAUGUAUGGCCCCACAAACAUCUUGAUAUCCAACCACGAGGGGAAACUGAAGGUGAAGGAAGCAGGGCUCUACUACAUCUACUCCCAAGUCAGCUUCUGCACCAAGGAACCAUCCUCGGCACCCUUCACCCUCUUUAUUUACUUGCAUCUCCCCAAGGAAGAGGACCGGCUCUUGCUGAAGGGACUAGAGACACAGGGCACCCGGAGUGACUGCGAACUCCGGUCCAUCCGGGUGGGAGGUGUCUUCAAGCUCCGGGAAGAUGACAUGGUCUUUGUCAACGUGACAGACUCCACAAAACUGAACUACAACCAUGGCAACAACUACUUUGGCAUCUUCAAGCUGUAGUGAGGAACCCAAGCUGGGGUUCCAGCCCAACUUUGUUGAGCAACGUGCCUUUCCCUGUUUCCCUUUAUUUAUGUUCCUCUGCCUCUUUGUUUUUCUUGUUUCUUAAUUUGUAUAUUUUGUUAUUUAUUAAUGAGGGCCAGGGGGCCCUGAGAACACAAAUGGAACAAAGUUUGAGGCUG
Molecule: messenger RNA, 1724 nt
Organism: Pseudopipra pipra
Lineage: Eukaryota; Metazoa; Chordata; Aves; Passeriformes; Pipridae
Gene: CD40LG
Product: CD40 ligand
Exons: 6
Coding region: 724-1545 (273 amino acids)
Biological process (GO): immune response
Cellular component (GO): membrane
Molecular function (GO): CD40 receptor binding; tumor necrosis factor receptor binding
Source: RefSeq, a predicted model, not a curated record